AAUGUUGCUCAUAAGACGCUGAUGUUUGGAUGCACGCUUUUCCUGUUGUUUUUGACAAAGUUUUUUGGCAAGUACUGUAUCUAGCUAGCCAACGAUGUUAUUACGUUAGUUCACUUAUAUAGCAUGACAACGUUAAUCAACCCAAUGGCAAGUAACGUGAAAGACAAGGAAGCGUAUCAAAGACUGAACUUUCUCUAUCAGGCUGCACACUGCGUUUUGUCUCAAACCCCUGAGAAUGUGGAAUUGGCUCGCUUUUACUGCUUUACUCAGAAGACCGUCGCAAAACGUUUGGUGAUAAGACAAGAUCCCUCAGUGAAAAGAACUUUGUGUAAGAAGUGCUGCUCUUUGCUGGUCCCAGGAGUAACAGCCACCGUCAGACAGAGAAGCACCAAGCGGAAAAAACGGUUGACUGUGCUGCGAUGUAUUAGCUGUGGACAGACCAAGACGUUUCUAAACAAUCUGAAGCAUUGCCUGUGGGUGGACCAGCCUGAAGCCCAGCUGGAAAACGAAUCCAAGCCAGAACAAGAUCCUUUCACAAAAGAGUUGCAGAAUGAAAAAACGCAGAUCUCCAAAGUCCUCAACAGGGACUUCAUCCAGCCAGAUGCAUUCGUCUAAUCCAAAAAUCUGAGCCAAUUUUCCUUAGUAAUUGAUCAGCUGUACAGGGCCUUUUGAGACAAUUAAGCAUUUCCUUUAUUUUGGCUCUAUAUGCUUAGAAUUUGCAUUUGAAACCCUUACUUGCAUAUUCUUAUUUGAGGUAUUUUUAUACCUACUGGUUUAACAAUUUAGAAAUUACAACCCUUUUAAUAUAUAGUCCUCCUAUUUCAAGGCACCUGCAUUGGGACAGGAUAAUAUGAUGUCCUAAUUAAGCAUUUAUAUUUAGUAUUUGGUUGCAUUUCAUUUGCUUUAAAUAAUGGCCUCUAAACCCAUUGGCCUUUAUUACAGCCAUCUUUAGUUGUUUUUUGUAGUUGUAUUUUUUUAUCUUUUUGCCGGGGAAUAAUGACGAAUAUCUACAAUUUGAUGCAUCAAUUAAUACAAAUGCUGCUAAACCAGCUUUGUAUUAAAAAAUAGGUUCUAUUUUACGGAUUGUUCAGUGUUCCAGCAUUGUUGGCUGCCUCCAUAGGCUCUUUCUUAGUUACAGUUAUAAUAAAACACUUUUUACUGC
Messenger RNA from Esox lucius (northern pike), 1162 nucleotides. It is a transcript of the gene rpp21, whose product is annotated as ribonuclease P 21 subunit. Lineage: Eukaryota; Metazoa; Chordata; Actinopteri; Esociformes; Esocidae. Gene Ontology annotation, biological process: tRNA processing. The record is from RefSeq and is marked provisional. Gene Ontology annotation, cellular component: nucleolar ribonuclease P complex.